Psammomys obesus (fat sand rat) is the source of this 1137-nucleotide messenger RNA. Its product is annotated as histo-blood group ABO system transferase 1-like. The coding region runs from base 112 to 1056 and encodes 314 amino acids. NCBI's taxonomy places the organism in Eukaryota, Metazoa, Chordata, Mammalia, Rodentia, Muridae. The transcript has a single exon. The record is from RefSeq and is a predicted model, not a curated record. Gene Ontology annotation, biological process: carbohydrate metabolic process. Gene Ontology annotation, cellular component: vesicle; Golgi apparatus; membrane. Gene Ontology annotation, molecular function: glycoprotein-fucosylgalactoside alpha-N-acetylgalactosaminyltransferase activity.
UUAUUUCACCAGCCAGCUUUUCUUCUAAUUGCUCUUUUCUUGGCCAUCUUUGGCUACGGCUACUGGAACCAGAGGAGCCAGAUUCACAAAAGUGAGCUAACCAGGGCAAACAUGGCUGAGACAGAACGUUAUAGACUGAAAGACAAACCUUCAUCAAAACUAAUAUAUCCUCAGCCAAGCCUGCUCCAACCCGCUAGGAGAGACGUCCUCGUUCUGUCCAGUUGGCUUGCCCCAGUUGUGUGGGAAGGGACUUUCAACAUCGACAUCUUAAACAACCAGUUCAGACUGCAGAACGCCACCAUCGGACUGACGGCGUUUGCCUUAAGGAGACACACGAUUUAUCUGAAGCAGUUCCUGACGUCCGCCGAGAAGCACUUCAUGGUGGGCCACAGGGUGAAUUACUACAUCUUCACGGACCAUCCUCCCUCCGUCCCUCACAUCCCCCUGCACAAAGGGAGGAAGCUGACCGUCUUCCAGAUCCCAGGUCAUGACCUCUGGCACGACGUCUCCAUGCAGCGAAUGGAGUUCCUCAGCGUUUAUUCCAACCAGCGCUUCCACAAGGAGGUGUCCUAUCUGGUGUGUGCCGACGUGGACAUCAGCUUCCAGCAUGACGUGGGCGUGGAGAUUCUCUCUUCCUUGUUCGCCACCCUCCACCUGAGCUUCUACAUGGUCAACCGGGAGCUGUUCCACUACGAGCGGCGGCCCUCGUCCCAGGCCUACAUUCCGGAGGACGAGGGGGACUUUUAUUACACGGGGUCCUUAUUUGGGGGGUCGGUGGCGGAGGUCUACAGGCUCGUGGAAGCCUGUCACCAGAUGAUAAUAAAAGACAAAGCCAGUGACAUCGAGGCCGUGUGCUAUGACGAGAGUUACCUGAACAAGUACCUGCUUUACCACAAACCCACCAAGAUCCUGUCUUCGGAAUACAUGUUCAGUGAAAAGAUAGCUUUGGAGAGGUGGUCCAAGAGUCAGCUGAAUCUGUUCAGCCUCAUCAAGCCCGUUAAGAUUUUGGACUUGGCGAAGAAUUACACGCUUACACGCGGUGACUUCACUGAAUAAAGGCAUCUUCAGAAACUACUCAGAGAGAGACAGAGACAGAGCGGGAGAGAGAAUGGUGGGCACCGAGCCCUCGUCAUAGUA